GUUGAUGUUUAAGUUCAGCCGCAUGAACACGACUUAAAGUUAGGGGAGCAGGGGUAGGGCUGGGACGGCGUUGAUUGGCCAAUUCCAACCAACACAGCUCCACAUACCUUGCUUCGCGUCCCUCCAGGACGCGACGGGGACACGGACGCGCGACCAAACAAUCCAGGUUGUAGCGAAGAAUGCUCUUUGUUCUUUACGCCACGUUCAUUUGCCCGCUUUGUUACAUUUUUUACAUGGCAUUAUUUCUUGCAGAUAGCCGGCGCUUGUCAACUCGGUUUCGAUGGUUCUUGGCGAUCAGGAGUGCAGCGUUUUGCGCGAAAGUGGAUAACUUCAGCUCGUCGGUCUAGUCAAUAGUCAACCACUGCCGUAACACAUCAGAACUGUCUCAUCAACCGACCUUCGGACCCUAAGACAUCCGUAUACUAUGCCAGCAACUUCAACCAACUGAUAUCCCAAGCCUCGCGAUGGAUGGUUUAGCCAGGGCAGCUGAACCUACUCCAGAGGACUUUGCGCUGCCAUUCGUAAAGGAAGACCCGGAAACGACGCCUAGACGGUGGACCAAACUUGGAGAUGACUCUGAAGUUGAAUGCAACCCAGGGCUAUCUUUGACUCCCUCCGACUCCCUAGGUCAGCCUGGCUUUGCCGCUGAGACUCAGGACCAAGACUUGGAUGAUGAAUCCAUUACCUCCGUCCGUGCCUCAGUCAUAUCAACAACACCUGGAUUGCCUGGAUUGCCUGGGCAUGAUGACUCGGGUGAACUGGAGCUGUCGACUGAACACACUCCUCUGGCAAGGCGGAACAAUCACCUCGCCGUGUGCAUCCCAAAGUCGACCCUGACUUACCCCAGGUCCAUGGUUGAUGGAUGGCUUCCACCGCUUCCCCCAGUCCACGAGAGUGUUGCUCUUGCGGCCUUGAUGACAUUUGUCGAGUCACAAGGUGACCUGACAGAUGAGGAUUUUGUCGAGUUCGAACUGGACAACUUCUCCAUUUACAUCAGGAACAAUACUUAUCGCAACGAGCUACGGCCACUCCAGCAGCUGGCAACCAAGGCGCGACAUGACGACUUCUAUUUCGACGGCGUGCUCAGAAUUGGCGACAUUGAGCACUAUGUCGAGGGUGUGCACUUCAGGAAGUUGCCUCUUGGAAAUUACGGCAUAUCCAAUGCAAGUGUGGGAGACCAGAUGUGGAUCCACUCGAAGAUGAACGAGUCGAGAGAGGUUUACUAUCAAUUAAAGCGUCCCUCGGCCGAAUAUGCCCGAUUCCAUGCACCGUUCCUGUGGCUUGCCGAUCUUGCUAAACACACCGUGGAUUUCUGUGUCUGGAGGGCAAAGAGGAAGCUCUCAGUCGAGCUGAGGCAUUUUAAAGAGAAGUUCAUUGGGUGGCUCCUGGACACUCAUAGAAACGCACCAAGCGUUGAAAGAUGGCAUUCGAAACACGGCAGCAACGACUACCGCUCAGCUGUCGUGGCGAACGUGGACUUCAUCUGGAAAGAGCUCUAUGGUUUAGAACCAAAGAAAGCUGCCUCGAUGCACAUCUUCAAGGAGAUCAAGUUCUUUACUCGGUACGAGCCUGCGGCAGCGCUGUCAGACGGCGUGGAUGUUACUCCUACAGUCGUAACGCCAUACGUAUUUGGGUGUUUUGGCCACAUGAAGUUUGGAAGGCUUUUAAAGGUCGUCGGUCAAAAAGAACCCGCGGACGAGAAGGCUUCCGAAGCUUUCAUGGAGGGACGUGAGUCUGAAGAUCCCCUGCAACAGGAGGACACCUUGGGGAUUCUUCCACUGGAGGACCACCACCAGGCUAGAAAUCGAUCCAAGCGCAGAUCAUCAUCAGCAGACCGAGACCACAGAGAGAUGAUCGCAAGCAUCAAGCCGGGCGAUACAAUCUCCACUCCCCCGGAUAGCCAAGCAACGGGCACGAAGUGGAAGACGGAGGCUGCCAAGGGCUUCGUUGAUGAUAGGCGCUGGUUCGGGUUGGUCCAGAAAGUCCAUGUUUCACCAAGGACUGGCGCCCGGUCCUUCGACGUUACAUGGCUAUAUCAGCCGAUAGAUACCCCCUGUUGCAAAAUGAUGUAUGCGUGGGGUAAGGAGCUCUUCCUCUCCAACCAUUGUACAUGCGACGACGGCGCCGACGCGAGAUGGGACGAGGACGAGGUACUCGAAAAACACAACGUGGAUUGGUUCGGCAGCCCGGAGACUACGACGGCCGAGUUUUUCGUGCGACAAACCUAUAUGAUUGAGGACAGGCGCUGGGUCUCGCUCGAGCCAAAGCACAUGAGGUGUCAACACGACAGACCGGAGGGGCCUUUCUAUCACCCGGGCGACACGGUCCUUGCAUCGGUAUCUGAGGAGGCGGAGAUCGCCGAGCCGUACGAGGUUGUCGAGGUCUUCGAACAAGGACGUUCUCAACUUGCUCGGCUACGGACGCUACGGCGGCGGAGUGCGAUCGAGCAUCGGGCGAAAAAUAUCCGGCCCAACGAGCUUGUUUACACCGACGAUGUGGUGGUUGCGGAUACCGAGAAUAUUGUGGGGAGAUGUUUGGUCAGAUUCUUUCGCCCCGGCGAACCUCUGCCAAACCCCUACAACAGGGAUGGCACAGCUAAUGUGUUCUUCAUAACGCACAAACUGCAGCUUCGGGACGGAAAGGAAGUCUGCGUUCAGUUUGAGGACGAGUACCCGCCAUCGAUGCGCCAGGGAUUCAACCCUAAACGCCGCGAUUUUCGGAAGAUGAGGGGCCUCGAUUUGUUCUGCGGCAGUGGCAACUUUGGUCGAGGCCUAGAGGAGGGAGGGGUGGUGGACAUGCACUGGGUAAACGACAUCUGGGAUAAGGCCGUCCACACGUAUAUGGCGAACGCCCCGGUCGGUACGCACCCAUUCCUCGGCUCAGUGGACGAUCUCCUCCAGCACGCCAUUGAGGGGAGGUACUCGAACUCGGUACCUCGCCCGGGGGAGGUGGACUUCAUUUCCGGCGGCAGUCCCUGUCAGGGGUUUUCGCUCCUGACAGAUGACAAGAAGUGUGACCGCCAGGUCAAGAACCAGUCUCUUGUGGCCUCGUUCGCCUCGUUUGUGGACGUGUAUCGGCCGAAGUACGGGAUCCUGGAGAAUGUCCCGGCCAUUGUUCAGGGUCACAAGAACCGCGAGGAAGACGUUUUCUCGCAACUGAUCUGCGCAAUCGUGGGGAUGGGUUACCAAGCCCAGAUCAUCAUGGGCGAUGCGUGGUCUUACGGCGCACCGCAGAAUCGUAGCCGAGUCUUUUUGUAUUUUGCAGCCCCAACCUACCGCCUCCCGGAAGCCCCUUUGCCGUCACACUCCCACCAUGCAGGUUCGAAUAGCCGCGCCCUGGGUGUCAUGUCAAACGGCGAGCCCUACGUACGCCGCUCAUUUAAGCCUACGGCAUUCAAGUUCGUUAGCGCCGCCGAGGCAACCGCCGAUCUUCCCCAAAUCGAUGACGGGAAGCCAGACUGCUGUGUCGGAUUCCCGGACCAUCGAAUCCAGCUGGGCGUCACGCCAUGCCUGCGGUUUCAGUUCAACUUGAUCCCGACACAUCCCUACGGGAUGAACUUCGCCAGGGCCUGGGAGGAAGGGAGAGGCGUGAUGACACUAAGCGAGCGGGAGCUGUUCCCGCGAUCGGGCUGUACACGCACUGCGUCGAAUUCGAAAGGAUGGGGCCGCAUAAGGCCCGUCGAUGUCUUCCCCACAGUCACGACCCGCUGCGGGCCGAGUGAUUCGCGAACAGGGCGCCUCCUUCACUGGUGGGAGCACCGACCCAUCACCAUCAUGGAGGCUCGCCGAGCGCAGGGUUUCCUGGAUCAUGAGGUACUACUGGGCACGCCGCCUGAACAGUGGAAACUGGUCGGCAACAGCGUCGCCCGGCAGAUGGCCCUGGCACUGGGACUGCAGUUCCGCGAGGCCUGGCUGGGCUCCCUGUACGAAGACCACGCCAUUUCAGUGCCAGCCGCCCAGGCAUGCCAAGCUCCCCUGAACACCGCUGUGCUUGUCGGGCCGGAAACGCUGGCUGAAGAGACCACCAGGCCUGGGGACUGGGCCAUGGCCGACUCGGUCUCGACCACCCGGGAAUCCUCCAAUCCUAUCGACGAACCCCGCCUCAGUCGUGGGCCAGCAUCGACGCCUCCCACAAGCGCCUCGGAGUCCACCGAGGCGAGGCCUAUCGACCCGGCCGGCGGCCCGAGGAAACGGUCGUUGUCGCUGGCGCUAGCGGUAGAGCUGCACUCGUCGAAGAAGAUGCAGCGUUUUGGAGCCGCGCAACCCCCCGACGGUUGUCUGGGGCUGCCGGACUCUGCCGCGGCCGAGCGUGCGGCCAGCAAGUUUGGACUCGGUCUUGAUGGGAAUGUAGAUGGCGACUCGAGGGCUGCGGCGGCUGCAACAGUGGCGGAGGCCGUGCCUGGAUUGGAUUACGAUGAUUUUGUCGACGAACUCUCUUUUCAGAUUUAGAAAAGACCGCGUAU
Phialemonium atrogriseum is the source of this 4462-nucleotide messenger RNA. RefSeq lists its product as uncharacterized. The record is from RefSeq and is a predicted model, not a curated record. The transcript has a single exon. Gene Ontology annotation, cellular component: nucleus. NCBI's taxonomy places the organism in Eukaryota, Fungi, Ascomycota, Sordariomycetes, Cephalothecales, Cephalothecaceae. Gene Ontology annotation, biological process: negative regulation of gene expression via chromosomal CpG island methylation. Gene Ontology annotation, molecular function: DNA (cytosine-5-)-methyltransferase activity; chromatin binding; DNA binding. The coding region runs from base 465 to 4448 and encodes 1327 amino acids.